AUGGUGGUUCAUAAUCCCAACAACUGGCACUGGGUUGAUAAAAAUUGCAUCAGCUGGGCACGCCAGUACUUCGAAGAGAAAACGGCUGGCGUGAAAAGCGCGCCAAACGACUCAAAAAGCGUCGAAAUCACUUCGCUUUCUUCAUUGGAAGGCGAUUGUGAAGUCAGCCAACGCAAGGGUAAAGUGAUAUCGCUCUUUGACUUAAAAGUUGUGUUGAUGAUGAAAGGUAAUGUUGAUGACGAGGAUUUUGAAGGUAGUAUCACAAUUCCGGAGAUUGCCUUUGAUUCGGAACGUGAUGAUUACCAGUUUGAAAUUUCGAUCUACAAGGAAACAGGAAAAUCAAGUAAAGCCAGGCCUUUGAUUAAGGAAGAGAUCCUCCCACAACUGCGGGAUAUCUUCAGCAAGUUUGGACCUGAGCUCUUACAGGCGCACGCAAACGAUAUUCAAGUUCCCAGCAGUCAGGUUGCAUCUGAGUUCACAAAGGGCAAUUUACAGCAACCUCAGACAAGCGGCUCCGUCUCUCCAGCUCCAACAGUCUCGAAAGCUUUGCCAAAGAGCAACGAAAACGUCAAAACUAGUUCUGCAUCUGGUUCCUCGAAUGCUCCGCUUUACAACACCACAACCCUCCAUUUGGAACCAACAUUUAAUGUCCCCGCCAUUGAGCUCUACCAAACAUUCCUUGACAAACAGAGGGUCCAAGCAUGGUCAAGAUCUCCUUUAAUUUCUGAGGGUUCGAAGAGCAGUAUUGAAAAGGGUGAUGAAUUCACUCUAUUUGGAGGCAACGUUACUAGCAAACUUGUAGAAUGCGAUCUAGGCAAACGACUUGUUUUUGAAUGGCGCCUGAACGAGUGGCGCAAGGGCCACUCAAGUGUGCUAGCCAUGGAAUUUCACGAAUCAAAGGAAUAUCAUGAGACCAAAUUGCAGGUCACCUGGAGCGGAGUCCCAGUCGGCGAAGAGGACAAGGUGAAGGGCAACUUUAUGGAUUACUACGUAAGAAGCAUCAAAUUGACGUUUGGUUUUGGAGCAGUCUUAUGA
Molecule: messenger RNA, 1035 nt
Organism: Lachancea nothofagi CBS 11611
Lineage: Eukaryota; Fungi; Ascomycota; Saccharomycetes; Saccharomycetales; Saccharomycetaceae
Source: the annotation of a GenBank genome assembly